Messenger RNA from Carya illinoinensis, 1721 nucleotides. Its product is annotated as WAT1-related protein At4g08300-like. The record is from RefSeq and is a predicted model, not a curated record. Bases 85 to 1284 code for a protein of 399 amino acids. Lineage: Eukaryota; Viridiplantae; Streptophyta; Magnoliopsida; Fagales; Juglandaceae. The transcript has 7 exons. Gene Ontology annotation, molecular function: transmembrane transporter activity. Gene Ontology annotation, cellular component: plasma membrane.
CAUUUUGUUGCUGACAGAGAUAUAUAGAUCAGAGACAAGCGAUCGUCUGUGUGUGAGAGAGAGUGUGUAUCAGACGUCAAAGAGAUGGAAGACAAAAGGGUUGCGGGGGUCAUGUCUUGCCGAUUAGCACUAAGAAAGGCGAAACCUUACUUGGCCAUGGUCUCCUUGCAGUUUGGAUAUGCAGGAAUGUACAUCGUCUCCAUGGUCUCUUUGAAGCGAGGCAUGAGUCACUACGUCCUUGCAACUUACCGUCACGUAGUUGCCACGAUAUUGAUUGCUCCCUUUGCAAUUGUUUUUGAAAGGAAAAUACGACCAAAAAUGACUCUGCCGAUCUUCCUAAGAAUUGUGGCGCUCGGUUUCUUGGAGCCGGUGCUUGAUCAGAACUUCUAUUAUCUGGGAAUGAAGACCACCUCAGCAACAUUUGCAUCUGCCGCUGUCAAUAUGCUCCCCGCCAUAACCUUCAUAAUGGCGAUCAUGUUCCGGUUAGAGACAGUGAAUUUCAAGAAGUUACAUAGUGUAGCCAAGGUGGUGGGCACAGUAAUCACGGUCAUGGGAGCCAUGGUCAUGACUUUGUACAAAGGCCCCAUCAUCGAUUUCAUGAAGGGGAGAGGGCAUGAAAGCCACCACAAAACCAGCACCCAGUCCUCCGGGGAUGAUCAGCAUUUGGUCACCGGCACCUUAAUGCUCCUAGCCAGUUGCAGUAGCUGGGCCGGUUUCUUCAUAUUGCAAUCAUUUACGUUGAAGAAGUACCCGGCUGAGCUAUCUCUCACAGCAUGGAUAUGCUUAAUGGGCAUGGUGGAAGGUGCAAUCGUGACGCUUGUGAUGGAACGUGACCUCACUGUCUGGGCUAUUGGCUGGGAUUCAAGGCUCAUUGCCGCUGUUUACUCUGGGGUAGUUUGCUCUGGAAUCGCAUUUUAUGUGCAAGGAAUUGUAAUCAGGGAACGAGGCCCUGUGUUCGUCACGGCUUUCAGUCCACUGCUCAUGAUCAUCACUGCCGUUCUAGGCCUCAUCGUUUUAGCCGAGCAAAUCCACCUUGGAAGUGUAAUUGGAGCCAUUGUCAUAGUACUGGGGCUUUACACAGUGGUGUGGGGUAAAAGCAAAGAUCUUCCAAACUCAGAAGGUAUCGUAGCCGAUGAGAAAGGAACCUCCCAGGAGUUGCCAAUCACAGUCGACACCAGUGCUAAUAUAUCAUCAUCAAUCGCCAGUAUUGAUCACAACAACAAAGAUGUAGUUGCUGCCGGGGUGUCAAAUAUUCCAGUAGCAUUAACAGUCCCACAUCACUAGGGUUCUUUAAUUUGAGAGACUGAUCAUUGAUUAUCAUUGAUUAUGUACAAAUCAUGGUGAAUCUUUCUGAUCUUCGUCUCCAAGUAAGACUCAUGCAUGCAUAUAUAUAUAUAUAUAUAUAUAUAUAUUAAUGCAUGCGUGGGGGCUUUAAAUAUAUAUAUGUAUGUUUUGAAUUUUGAAGUUCGUCGAGAUCGAUUACUAUAGAAUCGAUUACGACGAAUGUGAGACACGAAAAUAAGCGAUUAUAACUAUUAUAUAUGAUAUUAUGUACCCUAAGGUUUGGAAUAUUUGGAUCCUCCAUUUUCUUUUUAUCCUAUUUUUGUUUCUUUGGCCAAGUUCUAAUAUUCUUAAAAAUUGUGCCUUACACACGCACGAAAGAUGAUGAAUCUAGAAUAUAUGUAUGGAGAUCAAGAAUAUUGGAUAUUUUGCCUGUGUUA